Penicillium bovifimosum is the source of this 1914-nucleotide messenger RNA. RefSeq lists its product as uncharacterized. The record is from RefSeq and is a predicted model, not a curated record. The transcript has 2 exons. Bases 1 to 1914 code for a protein of 637 amino acids. NCBI's taxonomy places the organism in Eukaryota, Fungi, Ascomycota, Eurotiomycetes, Eurotiales, Aspergillaceae.
AUGGCAUACUACGAGGAUCGCCGUCAUCGAGAACCCCGCGAUCGCUAUGCACCCCCGGUCAGCUACAAUGAUCCGUACGAUGAUCCCCGUGGCCGCUACAGAAGACACGAGCGGGACUCAUAUGUUCCACGUAUGAGCAACGACUCGGUGGAGGAAGUCCAACGUGACUACCCGCCAGGCUCAGACCGUGCAUAUGAGCGCAGUUAUGAUUCGCGUCAGCCGAGGCGCCCUGUCUAUCAGAAUGCCCGCCGUGCCUCCUCUGUCAGCGGUUACGAUCCAUACUACGAUACUGCAUACCGAACCUCCCGUCCUCGUCGGGCCAGACACUACGAGGAUAGAAGUUCCCGUCGCCCCAAGUACGAUUCUGCUUCAUCACCAAGUCCCUCCCCACCCCGCCAUAGACGCCGCAAGUCUUUUAGCGAGCAAGCUCUAGGUGCCCUCGGACUCGGGGGCGCCGCUGCAACUGCCAGCCGCGGAGACCACGGCCGCGGCCGCUCCCAUGCCCGCCAUCGCCGUAGAUCGUACUCAAGGUCAUCAUCGGAUUCUCGCAGUCCCAGUGGCCACCGCGGCAGCAGCAAGCGUGAGAAAAGCCAGCAGCGCAUUGCACAGGCUGCUCGUGCCGCCCUGACCGCCGGUGCAGUUGAGGCGUUCAAACAACGCAAACAACCUGGCGAAUGGGCUGGCGCAAAAGGAAAGCGCGUACUCACUGCUGCCGUUACUGCUGGUGGCACCGAUGGUCUCGUUGACAAAGAUCCCAACAAGCACGGUUCACGCCAUGUUGUUGAAUCUACGCUUGCCGGUCUGGCCGCCAGUCAUCUCAUAGGCGGUGGCUCACGCUCACAAUCCCGUGGCGGCAAGGGUCGUUCUUCAGCAAGCAAUGGAUUGAAGACUCUCGCUGCCACUGGUGCUCUCACUGCUGCGGGAAAAGAAAUCUUUGACCGGGUCUCACGAUCACGGUCUCGGCAUCGCGGCCGCAACGAUUCCCGUGACAGUGACGAGAGUGACCGCGGCCAUAAGAAGCGCAGCAAGAGCGUUUCGGAGUACAUCACGAAGGGCAUUGCCGCAUUGGGACUUGGGGAAGAAGAUGAUCGACACCGAGAUGAUCGGAGUCGAGACGGCAGAGAUGACCAUAGGGAACAUCAUCGGGGACAUAGGGAGCAUCGGGACGAUCGUGAGCGGCGCCAUCGCCGGGGACGUCGACACGAUGACUAUUCGGAUUCAGAUGAGGACAGUGAUGAUUACUGGAAGGACUCGAGACGGAGCAGAGGCUCGAGAGAUGUAGGUCGACACCGUUCCUUGCACGAAAGGAACCCACCCCCUCAUGCACCCACCAGUGCUCCGCGCGCUGAAUCGGGUGCCAAUUCUAAAGACCGCGGCCACGCGUCGUCGAGUUCGGAGAGUGAUUCUGACAUAGGCGACAGUUCUGAUGAGAAGAAAAAACGCAAGAAGUUGAAGCGGGACAUGCUUCUGACGGGAGGUCUGGCUAGUGUGGCCACUAUUCACGCUGCGCACGGGCUGUAUGGGAGCAUGGAAAAGAGGAAGAAGCGCCUGCAAAUGUUGAAAGAGGGCGAGAUCACGCCCGAGGAGGCCCGAAAACGCCGCAUAAAAGCUAACACCAUGGACGCUGUGAGUAUCGGCCUUGCUGCCCUCGGCAUCAAGGGCGCAUACGAUGAAUGGCAUGAAGUUGUCGAGAAACGCAAAGAGAACCACCACUUCCAGGAGGAAUGCGCCCGCCGGGCUGUCAAGCGUGAAAUGCGUCGUGCUCAUAGCCAAGGUCCUGCGUCAACCCGGCAUCGCUGGCCUGACGAAAUUGAACAAGCCCCUUCAACCAACGAAUCCCGGACCGGCCAUGCCCCUGAUCACCGUGAUGGAAGUGCCUAUGGCUCCCAUGAGACGCCACAGAUAUCUUACUAG